GUAACAUUUAAUAUUCAGGCCUAGCGUAAGCUAGUAUACCUUCGGUGAACAUUGUUGUAUGUAAAACUGAAAUGUUCCAUAACGAAUAGAUUGUGAUAAUUUAAAGACAAGUUAAUACUUAUCAAUUUUUUUGUCUAGUUGUAGUAUAGAUGAAAAUACACGACGUACUUGUGCCAUUCUAGUAUAGAAAGAAGCAUAUAUGCUCAUAUAUUUCCAUGGUAUAUAUUACCGGAAUUAUAUUAUGACAAUCUCAGCCUGAAUAACUAGCCAGAUUAAGAAAAUAUAUCAUUGUGUUAGAUAAAGUAUAGGGAAAUCCCAACCCGAGGGUGAUCGGUUCCACUGGGAAAGAGUUAACAAUCGGUAAGGAUAAAGUCGGACCCUAGGUAGAGUUGGAUUCAUCAAAGUGUAAAAGUUAUUUUGAAUUAAUUUCGACUCCUUGGACACCCUAUAAGACAUGCUCUCAUAUUUUAAUACUUUAGCCCUAAUAAAUUUCAUUGCUGUUAACAAAGGAGUGGUUAUCGCGUUUGUGUAGGAAAGUGUAAAGAAAUGUUGCAGGUAGAGUGUGAGACUAGCCCGUGUGAGAUAAGAUAUUUUGAGCACCGAUAUCUUUAGUGACAUUUACGAAUUUUUCUAUCCGGUAAGUGAGAUAGAUAAAUGUUAAUCUCAUAGAAAAACUCCCUUCAUUUGUAGCAGCAGAUACAUUAACAGUUUUGAGCGACUAUAAUAGCCUUUACAAAUAGUUAGGUACCAGACCAGAGGCCGAGCACCUAAGCAUCUAUAUUUAACAGUUACACUUAAAGUUUUGUUGAUUUCGUGUAAAAUGGGAAGACAGGUCUACAUCUUUUUAGCAGGCUUUAAUUUUUGCAGCAUGUAAAGUGUAAAGCAAAAUUUUAUGUUAAACUUCAAAAUUAAAUAUGAACAAUGGUUAACAUUUGAUAACCUCUUUGAUCAUGUCGGUGCCCUUAAACAGACAAACUAGGUCUACAUGGUCUAGAUUCAAAUUACUACAAGAAAACCACUUAUCAUAUCAAUUUAUAGUAAAGACUGAUAAAAAUGUGAUCAUAACGGCAUGAUUAAUAUAAGCGGUCAUCACGUUAUCUAUGUAUAAUCCUGUCCAGCUGAGCAAUUCACAAGGUCUACGUACUGGUCAAGAUUACUCUGUUAGUAAACAUGGCCUUCUCAACACCUAUUCGUGCGACUGGACAAAUAAUUCGGCGACAUAUUACCAGGAAUAAUCGAACACCAUUUGUCGGGUUAUGCAGUACAACUAUUGAAGCUCCGAAAUACGAGGUGCGUCCAAUGCGACGUUGUGACAUACAAGGGUUGUACGAGUUGACUUCGGAAAAUCAAUGGAACAUGGAAAAGGCUUACCUAGAGUGUGUGUUCAACACAGAUCCGAGUGGUCUAGUCGUGGUGGUAACAGAAGAUAACAAAGUCAUCGGUCAUAACGGAAUACUUGCCCACAGUGAUACAAUUGCAUCGUCUGGAAUGAAUAUUGUGAAGGAGGAAUUCAGAAGAUUUGGGAUAGGCAAGAAAUUGUUUCGCAAUGUUAUGGAUGUAAUGCAAGACCGGAACGUUGGUGGAACUUCAUUAAGCAACAGGGUGACCUUUUAUGCUCAAUUUGGCUGGACAAUUAAAUCGUACACUAUACAUUAUAAUGCUGGGCCGGUGAAUCCAGACUUUGUCAAAGAUCCGCCUACUGGCGAUUUUGAGAUAGUACCUCUUUCUGACGUAGAAAUAUCAGAUUUUGUGUCAUAUGACGCCGAACUUCAUACAGUACCGAGGGCAGUUUAUAUCUGCAACUGGGCAACAUGGUCAAAAGCUAAUACAUACGUCGCAUUGAGAAACGGUCGUAUUUGUGGGUACGGCGUUCUUAGACCAGCUGAUAUUGGGCAUAGAAUGUAUCCACUAUAUGCAGACGACAGUUGUAUUGCACGUGCGUUAUUUUGUAAACUUGCAAGCUGCGUUCCUAACAACGAGCCAGUUAUUUUCUCGCAGCCAAUUGAAAAUGAAGCAGCAAACGAAUUUGUAGCAGCCAAUAAUUUUGUAACUUAUCUAUCUAUGACAAGAUUAUAUAAUAAGUGGAAUAUUCCAGUUGAUUUAAAGAGAGUUUAUUCUGUAUCUUCAACCGAAUAUGGAAUCGUUUGAAUAGAGAAUAGAUAUUACAAUGACUGUAAAGUUUAUUUUAUGAUUUGUGAUCAUAACGAGAGAACAUUAUAAAGAAGAAGUAAAUGUAUUUUCUAAAGAAAGGUUCUACUGUUAAUAAAAUAUCAGUUAGAAAACUGUCAUGAAAUGUUUCAUGUUGUUAUUGUGAAAAAUAAAAUGUUUGUUUCUUAUAUAUUGAGUGGUAUAUAUCUAAAAUAAUUUCACAUAUAAGUGACAUUAUAUGAAAUAAAAGAUGCAUAUGCAAGCAUUUAAUUGCAUAUGUUAAACAUAUUAGAUAACAAAAAGGUAGAAUAUAUAACUAUUGAGACAAUCUGGUUAUUCUAUCUUGAAAUAUUGAAUC
Messenger RNA from Ruditapes philippinarum (Manila clam), 2506 nucleotides. RefSeq lists its product as uncharacterized. Bases 1171 to 2148 code for a protein of 325 amino acids. Gene Ontology annotation, molecular function: acyltransferase activity, transferring groups other than amino-acyl groups. NCBI's taxonomy places the organism in Eukaryota, Metazoa, Mollusca, Bivalvia, Venerida, Veneridae. The transcript has 3 exons. The record is from RefSeq and is a predicted model, not a curated record.